Messenger RNA from Ceutorhynchus assimilis (cabbage seed weevil), 6277 nucleotides. The record is from the annotation of a GenBank genome assembly. NCBI's taxonomy places the organism in Eukaryota, Metazoa, Arthropoda, Insecta, Coleoptera, Curculionidae.
AAGUAGUUUGUUGUUGUGGUACUCACGUGCGUGAUCUAAUAAUCUGUCAUGGGUGAUAAAGUUACUUUGAGGCUGGCCGCUAUGCAGCAGCGAUUUAGAAAAGUGAUCGCUUUUAUAUGCGGUCUAAUCGUUAUUCUUUUAAUGAUUAUGGGGCUGGUAUCGACGGAUUGGCUGAUGGCCGCUGGAUGGCGACAGGGCCUGUUUAUGCACUGUAUAGAAGAACAUGCCCCCGAACCUUUGCCAUUUAACACUAAAGGAAGCGCAGGCUGUUAUACUGCGAGAGAUGUCGCUUACAUAAAAGCUUCUGCAGCCCUAUGUGUAAUUACCCUUUUGACUGAUCUUGUAGCCACCGUCCUAACUGGGUUGGGGCUGCGAACAAAGGACCAUCACACAAAGUUCAAAUAUUAUAGAUUCGCAGUGAUAGUUAUGGGUAUUGCUUUUGCAUCAAUCCUGAUCGCCCUUAUCAUCUAUCCUGUAUGUUUCGCAGCAGAAUUGAAUUUAGGUAAUCGAACAAUAUGGGAGUUCGGUUGGGCCUACGGCGUUGGUUGGGGCGUAGCCAUCUUCCUCUUCAGCGGCGUAGUUUUGCUAAUGUGCGACAAGGAGAGCGAAGAGAUCUAUUAUAAGGAGCGGAAAAUCGUACAUGACAACGAUUCGCGAGCCUAGUGGCCACAUAGUCUGCCCGACGUUGUCCUCUGAUCCUAGAGGGUCGCGAAGUGUCGCUUCUCUCCAAGGAAUAAGUGUGACUGUUGAGAUGAAUGAGAGAUUCCUUUAAACUUCAUAUUAAAAUUAAUUUAACUCACUCAAUAGCUGGAAAACCUCAAACAUCAAACGCAAUUUAUUCUAAGCAUGUAUGCAUAUAACUUGACUGGCAAACAAGCUGUUGAUGUUUACAUAAGCACCUUUUUGCGAAAACUGCAAUUAACGCUUAAAUAAUUACUCCAGAAUACGACAAGUGCCAUCCAAAAUACUGUAAAUUGUCUUUCCAUUAAUUAUAAAAUACGACUCUUGCAAAUGUUAUAAAUUUCAACUUGUUCAAAGGAAUCAGAAUGAAUGUUGCUUGCCUGUAAUUGAAUGUUCACCUGGUCAGUUUGAUGUGGAGACCAUAUUAAUUUUUCUUCUGGAUUUAAUGUACAAAAUAGUUUCUGUAGGACAAUCUAAUUUCUUCUCUUUUGUUGCACAUUAUAUUACGUGUUAUUAUUAUUAUUUAUUUUUUUUAACGUACAUUCUUGACUGGGGACAGAUUUGUUGAUUUGGGUUCCCUUUAUUUCUCUCUAAAAUGAUCAUGACAUAUUUAAAUUUAAAACGCCAAGCUGUAUAUAUAUUUUUUCUAAUCAAGAAUCCAUGAUACGCCCGUACAAAUCUGUUCCUAAUCUUCGUGGGUUAGUGAAUACUUUUACGAAGCUUCUGCUGAUCUCUCUUUAUAAUAAGACUACUGAACCAAAUUGAUAAAGAAUAACUUACUGGCUAUAUGAAGUGUUCAUUUGUCCACUAAUAAUUUAUCUAUUUGUGACAAAUUAGUUACGUUUCAUGAUUGAGUUUAGUGAAAAUUGUGGUCAAACUGAUUAGAAAUAUUUAUGUUUACCAUUUUUUAGUUGCUCAAGGGUGGUACAGUGGAACAUAAAGUUAAUUUUGACUACCAUAAAACUGUGAUAUUCACAAAAAAUAGGGAUUUACUUACAUACAUCAAAUAAAUGUACAGAGAUAAGUGGCAAUUCCCUAUAUAAUCGAUAUUUUAUGUUGUUCUGUACAGAAGCCGUUCACCCGUUUUGUAGUGUUACCUACCAUUUUUUACACCAAAUCAUCAAGAAAAUUACCCAACAUUGUUGCGAAUUUAUUAUUAACAGUCCAAUUGUAUUGAUGUAGGUUCUCCUUGUUGGGUAAUUUUGCAAGUUGAUUUAUUAUAAAGGAAUGAUUGUCGUGCGUCUGAGAGGCAACCCGGGCAGGCUAGGUGUAUGGAUUUAAGACAUAAAGACUAAAUAUUUUGGUUUUUAGGUUGGAAAACGUGGAUUAUGAAAGGUGAGAUUAUAUUUUAAACAGAAAAUAUCAUUAUUACCAUCAGAUUUAUAAUAUGCUCACCGUUCCUAAUUCAAUAUAUUUCCAAUAACUAGAUCCUAAGUUAAUCUCUAAGGUUUGACUACUUAAAUUAGCCCCAAUUUGUACGUUUAGGCUAAGUAAAAAUAUCAUAAAGCAACAUAUACAAAACAUUCUGUUGUUGCUUUCUAUGAGCUUCAUUGCCAGAGAAAUGAAAUGAUUCUCAAAUAAUUAUUUAUGUAAUUUAAGAGUAGUAAUAUAUUUAGAUGAUUAAAAUUAGUUAAUGUGUAAGGAAUAUUUGUCUGAUAAUGAUAUAACCAGUGAGUUUGCUGCCUUCAAAAAAAACCUAUUUUUAGGUUUCAUUGCAACAAGCAGCGAUAUCGUCCAUAUUUAUCUUGAUCAUUGGGGAAAAUAUCAAAACUUUACUCUUGGCACCUCCAUUUAUUAUUUAUUUGUAAUAAUAUGUAUUUAUUUUAGCCCAUGUACUGGUUGGAUAAAUGUCAAUAUAAAUUAUAUACAAAUUAUUUAUUCUUGAAUAAAACUGGUCUAAAUUGGCCAACAAAAAAAUAUUGAGUAAGAAAUGAGAGGCUCCCAUGAUUUCGAUUUCCUCUGCUCUGGACUUAGAGCUGAAUUUUUGUGAUAAUCUGAAUUGAUAUUUUUUUUAGUUUCAUUAAAAUUACACAAUCUUAAACUAAGCAUAUCUUUAUAUAAUAUUAUGUAAAUAUUAAUUCACAAUAAUUUCUAGUCAAGUUUAUUAUUUGACUUUUUUUUUGUAACCCGUAGUAGCCAUGCAAUUUGGAUUAUUUUUUAGAUUUACUUAAUUACUACAAGCUUCCAAUCUUUAUUCAGGCUCGGUUAAUUUUGUCAAACACUACUUCUUUUGAAAGAACAGUCGUUUUGUGGAUCAUAGAAUUGCAGUCAGUAUGUAUUUGCGUCUCCUGUCAUUGAGUAUAUUUAUAAAGAAAAUCGUUAAGUGACUCCAGGCAGUCCAGUAGAUAAGUCGGGUGACGUUUUGGAUAGCUUUAAUGUGUAUGACCAAAAAAGAUAAAACGUGGACCCAAUGUGUAGAACAGAGAAGGUUGACCAUCAAGACCAACUUAUUAUCAUUAUGUUUUUUGUAGAGAGUAUACAUCAAAGGUCCAAUGUUACGUCAUAUCUUCUACCUCCCUGACUUCAUCGAUAUUGUUAUCGGAAAUAUUGACACAAAUGAAUAUAUCUAGAAGAUACUGUACCUACAACCAAUAAAUUACCUGAAUUGGAUUGAACAACUACUGUUUAUCCUCUUUAUAUUCUAUUUUGGAAUAAAUGUGAGCUACGCAAUACAACACAGGCUCACACUUAGCAUUAUGGCAUUAAGUGUUUUUGAUGUUUAAGCCAUAUACAGUUGAUUUGAAGGUAAUUUUGGGUUAAUUUUUUUGAUAUUGAGAAAGAGAAAUCAGAAUCCAGAAAACUCAAUUUUCUUUUUUUUUUUUUUGUCAAAAAAGCUCCUUCGCGAAGAAUGUUGUAUAAUAAUGUUCCUACUUUCCGUGCUAGGACUGACAACUUUUAGCACUUGAAUUUAGGUGCCUGAGCAAGCAGAAUUUAUUUGCACUGAAUUCGUAACUAAUGUUCUAUAAUCCACAAAACUGACUUAACAACAAAAAUAAUCGAACGCUAUGGUUUGAAAUCAAAAUCUAAUUUCAGAUUUUUAUUAAUUUUUCUGUGAGCACAUUACUUGUUAUGAAAGACAUGUGUUUUUCAAAAACAUACAAAUUGUCAUAUGGAAGUUAUUUUCAAAGUUUUGUUAGAGCAUCUUCAGGCCCAGAUUGAUUGUGUAGUGUAGAUUAGGUAAUUAGUAUCAUGAUUGGUGAUAUUAAUUUGCAAAAUGCAAAGGGAAAAAAACUAUCACAAUAAACAAAUAUCGAAGAACUGGCCAUUUCCGUCCGACUGGAGCUAAAUUUACAAAACUCCAGGUUAAUGGCAACAUUGAGUUCCAAAUCGAGACUCAACCACGUUUGAGGUUGCUAGCCAGUCGCCUUUAACGUGGAGUCUUUCCAUUUUUGCACAACUACUUUCGCAUGAUCAGAAUAUCAAUUUCUAUUGGCCAGAUAUUUUAAAGAUAGUAAUAAUUUUCACCGUCAACUGAUCCUGAUAAAAUAUGAUCGUUAACUUUUUGAACUUGAGCCUAUAAAUCGUACUUGGACCUGGAGAUGUUUACACUCAUUUCAAACAUUAGACAAAAUCUAAUUUAUUAUAAUUACACAUAGCUAAUAUUUUUUGGCUUUCGCAAAACUAACCAGACUGAAGGCUCGCUCUUUCAUUGAGCUGAAUCUUAGGGUUGCCAGAUGUGCGAAAAAAAAUCGAAGAACAUUCAAAAAAAAGACUUGAAAAAUAAUUUAGCUUUAUAUCAUUAUAAAACAUAUACCUGCAUAUACAGUGUCCUCCAUAAUAUGUUCGCUACAUAUGGGAAAAAUUAGAUAUGGACAUGCGAAAAGUCGGGUUAGAUGGCAAAAUAUCGGAACAGAAAAUUCACGUGUGGAAACGUUGGCAAAAUGGCAGACAGAGUCUGUUAGACUCGUGAAAACGCUGUUUUCUUUUGACAGAAAACGGUUAUAUCCGGCGUCAGAGAUUGAUCGAGGCAAAUCCUGGAUGUGCCCUUCACAAAAAUAAGAAAAAAAUUGAAACCACUAGGGGACCUUCAUAUGGCCUAGAGUCUGACAACAUCAGGGUCACCACGAAAUUGUACUGGCAAUUGCCUUGUAGCAAAGCCAUUAAAAAUAAGAAGAAGAAGAAGAAAGUAAUUAGAACCAUAUCUUAGGGCUAUUUAAGAAAUUUGGGACAAAACCAACAAAAAAUAGGAAAUUCUUCGCCACAACAGUGAUUACGUGGACGAUGUCAAAAUGUACUUUCAAGUUAUCGAUCGCACAUAAGACAAAAUUCUAUGUCCUACAAAUUAAAAAAAUUCCCAUGUGUAGCAAACAUUAUGGGGGACACUGUUUAACAUAAUAUCAGAGAACCCAAAAAUCAUUGUCAUCAGCCUCAGUUUGUAUUCAGUAAUUAUUAUUUUACAAAGCGUCUUUUUGAAGGUGGCGGUGUGUAACAUUACAUGAAUUUUUAUGAAUUCAACAAAAAACCGGACAUUUUGUGGUUUACGAAGAUUUUUUGAUCGGACAGACACCUGGCAACCCUACUGACUCUGCGUCUAUGAUUCGUAUUUAUUUCUGAUAUUCUUUGAAAUAUUAGGUGUUACAGAUUCAAGUGUAUGCAUUUUACAUGUAGGUACUGCGCAAGCCAGUACUCCAUCGGAAAUUGCUCAAUAUUUUAGUCGUUCAACACUUAAACUUUGUACCUUAUUUAUAUUUAACUUUGAUAGUUGUCAGUUGCAGCACCUUCUAAUUUCCUUUUAGUAGGUAUCAUCUCAUAUUUUUGAGAACUUUUGAGAACAAUGUGUUAACAUUAAAGAGAUUAUUAUUUGUUACCAAUAAUGUUUAGUUAUAUGGCAGUUUGUUUACUGAACUUGAAAGAGGCAAGAGAACUCACGGUUUCGUAAGACCCAUAUACAUACACUCAAAUUUAUAACACCCUGUAUAAUUAUUAUUAGAAAAAUCAAUGUACAAACUUCUAGUUCUAUAAAUUUUUCAUAGGUUAGAUUUUGUAUUUAUUUUUUAGUUACCUGGCAGCUAUUAUUAUGUAUUUUUUAAAUUGGACCAAAAUUAGUUCGACUGUUUACUCGAUUUUGUUUUAUGUAGGGUGUACGUUUACAGAAAUGUUUUGAAGUCGAAAUUGGUUAAAUAUAAUGCAAAAUGUAUAUUAUUACCUAAGAACUUUUGUAAUCACUUUUAAAAAUAAAUGUAGCGAUGUGAUAUAUUAACUUUUAUGUAUGUAUGUAUGUAUAUACAUAUAAUUAUUGUAAGUGAAAUCUAGUGAUUUGGAUUUGACUAGGGAUUUUUUUUUGGAUUAUAUCAUGUCGCGUGCUUUUCGUAAUUAAGCUUUUUGAAAAGAGUGGUUUUGUUCAUUCGACUUUCAUUAAAUAAAUUAUAAAAAUUUCGAAAAUAUGCAAGUUUUGCAGCAAAAUGUUGCUAUCAUUUUUUGCACAUACAGUAUUGGCCAAUACUCGAAUUAUUACUAUAAAAUUACAUUUAUAAUUUAUUAUUUUUAUAAUUAUUGUUUAGUUAUUAUAAUAAUCCUUUCACCAUUUUUCGGUUGUAUAUUAGCACUUUUGUAUAAUUUUUUAUUUAUCGUAACCUAAAUAAAAUUGUAAUUUGUA